CUGGGCAACCUGGACCAGGGCCUCCCGAUGCUCAGAGGAAAACAUUUCUUCCCAAGAUCUCAUCUCAAUCUCCCCUCUUUCAGCUCAAACCCGUUCCUGCUCAUCCUGUCCCUGUCCCCCCUGAUCCAGAGCUCCUCUCCUGAGCUCAGAAUAGUCGAAGGCCCCAGAAUAGUUGAGAUUCCUUUGGUGCUGUGUGAUUCUUUCAGUCUUUGGAGAAGAUGCUUGCUGUGCAUUCAAGUCUUUCCGUCUGGGCUGAUGCUUUGCUUGCCUGAGAGUUGGAGCGUGGUGUCUCUUUUUGGGGUACUCUUGGUGGGCAAGAGAAAGUCGGGUUUGCCUGGAGUUGAGGUGCUGCUUUCUGAAUAACAGUCUCUGACAAAUAUGUAAUUCUUUAUGGAAAAUCAUGGAAUCACAGGAUGGUUUGGGUUGGAAAGGACCUUAAAGCCCAUGCCGUUCCAUGGCACCUUGGCUGCUUGCACAGUGACGUUGGGAGCAUGGUGCUCCAGUAGGUUGCCCCCAAAUCCCCGAUUUCUUACAGUCUUGCUGUGAAUUCUCUCUUUAUCCACCCAAAUAGAAUCAUGGAAUGGUUUGGGUUGGAAGGGACCUCAAAGCCCAUCCAGUUCCACCUCCUGCCAUGGGCAGGGACACCUCCCACUGGAUCAGGGGCUCUGAGCCUCAUCCAACCUGGCCUGGAACCCCUCCAGAGAUGGGGAAAUAAUCUUGAACUGUAUUAAAUAACUCAAAACACCAGUUCUAGCCUGAUGCACAGAUUUCCAUCAUCUGUUCCAAGGGCUGCCCACCUCUACAUGAGCCCGAAGGGACAGGUGAAGCUUGGUGGCCAUUAUCCCUUUGCUUCUUGCCUAUGAGCAUCACCCCUCCUGGCUUCACCGCUGCCCUCGAUGUCUGCCAGCACAGGUCCAGGGCUUAUGCAAGGAGACCAUGACCACCGAUGAGGCCACCAGGAGCGAAGUGGAGGUGCAGGCGGCGGCUCUGGCUGAGCACGGAGAGGACAUCACGCCGGCUCGAGACCGAGGGGUCCUCAAGAUCAUCAAACGACCUGGGAGCGAAGAUGAGUCCCCCAUGAUCGGGGACAAGGUUUACGUCCACUACAAAGGUAAAUUGGCCAACGGUAAAAAAUUCGACUCCAGCCGCGAUCGGAACGAGCCCUUUGUCUUCAGCUUGGGCAAAGGUCAGGUAAUCAAGGCAUGGGACAUUGGGGUGGCUACCAUGAAGAAGGGAGAGAUCUGCUACUUGCUCUGCAAACCCGAAUACGCAUACGGCUCUGCUGGCAGUGCCCCCAAAAUCCCUUCCAAUGCCACUCUCUUUUUCGAGGUUGAGCUGCUUGACUUCAAAGGCGAGGACUUGUUUGAGGACGGAGGGAUAAUCCGGAGGAUCAAGAGGAAGGGUGAAGGUUACUCCAACCCUAACGAAGGUGCUACGGUGGAAAUUCGCCUCGAGGGAUUCUGCGGCAGCACCAGGUUCGAUUGCAGAGAUGUGAAGUUCGUCGUUGGCGAAGGAGAGGACCACGACAUCCCCAUCGGCAUCGACAAAGCCCUGGAGAAGAUGCAAAGGGGAGAGCACUGCAUCCUCUACCUCGGGCCACGGUACGGCUUUGGCGAGGGAGGGAAGCCCAAGUACGGCAUCCAGCCCAACGCGGAGCUGGUGUACGAGGUGACGCUGAAGAGCUUUGAAAAGGCCAAGGAGUCGUGGGAGAUGGACACCAAAGAGAAGCUGGAACAGGCUGCCAUCGUCAAGGAGAAAGGCACCAUGUACUUCAAGGAAGGCAAAUACCUGCAGGCGGUGAUUCAGUAUGGGAAGAUCGUGUCUUGGCUGGAAAUGGAGUACGGCUUGUCUGAGAAAGAGUCGAAAGCAUCCGACUCCUUCCUCCUGGCUGCCUUCCUCAACCUGGCCAUGUGCUACCUGAAACUGCGCGAGUACACCAAAGCCGUCGAGUGCUGUGAUAAGGUAGAGGCACUGGGACUGGACCAGGACAACGAGAAGGGUUUGUACCGGAGGGGUGAAGCCAGAUUAUUGAUGAAUGAAUUCGAGCUGGCAAAAUGUGACUUUCAAAAAGUGCUGGAAGUGAAUCCACAGAACAAAGCAGCCAAAUCCCAGAUCUCCGUCUGCCAGAAGAAAACAAAGGAGCACAACGAGAGGGACCGGAGGAUCUACGCCAACAUGUUCACAAAGUUUGCAGAGAGAGAUGCAAAGGAAGCAGCUAGCAAAACCGAGGUCGAAAAAACAGCGAAGAAAGCAGCUUGUGAAAAGGGACCGAAAACUCCCAGUGCUGAAGACAAAGAGGCUGAAGGACACGUAUGACAGAGGAGGACGGGAAGGGAGAACCUUCUGCCCUCAGCCCGUGCAGAAAAAAGGUUGUUGCCAGACCUUGGGACUCGCCAGUGUUUUCUUGUAAAGCUUGUUACAGUUUGUGUGAUUGUGGAAGCAAAAAGCGCCUUGCAAAGAAAAACAAACCCCGUCUCGCUGCCCUGGGCGUGCUCGAGGGCAGAGCGGGAGCGGCGGGAUGCCGUGGGACCACCACACGUGGAACAAAAUAGCUUUUAAACGAGAGAGAAACGAGAAAAACAAAUAAAUAAAAAUUGAAACUCUUGGCUCUCGGGAGGUUUCCAUAGACAGCUCGUCCCAUCUCCUUUGGCUUCGUGUCGGCUGGCGGCGCAGCAUCCUGGGUCUUCUAUGAGGAGUUGGGAUGUAGGAGAUGCUCCUUGUGUUGCCUCUGGUUGGAUCUGGCACACGACCACGCAGCGCCGGCUGCUGCAGUGCCUCCGUCAGCCCCGAGCACGGAGGAGAUCGCUGCCCACGGGCUGCCCCAGCACCCUGCUCACCCGUGGGUGCUCGCUGGCUUAGGGGUGGAAAUUGGUUUUCUUUCCUGGUGGCUUCUUGCCUGUGGCCAAAGGGGCUGCGGCAUAGAGCCAAGUGUUGAGGUGAGGACCUGCAGCACCUCCACUGCAGCACCUCGAUGCAGGGAUGGAAUUUGCCUUUAAAACACUGCUUUGGGAGAGGGCAUUUACGUUUCGAAGCGCUGGUUGCUCUUUCCUUGGAGGGUAAAAGCCUCCUAUCCAGCUCCACUGCCCACAGAGGCGCUCAGUCCGGAGCCUGCACCCCAUCCAUUGGCUCCCAUCUUUAAAUGGGAAUUUUAUUGUGUAUUUGGGGUCCAUAAGGAGGGAAGAAUAAAGAGCAGGUUGCGGUACUGUGGUUCAGAAAGCGAGUGGCUGGAUCAGAGCCGGGACUGUGAGCGCUUGCUGCCGUGGCGAGGGGUGACCCUGGGCGCGAUUGAAGCACAUCGUGUCCCCACACUGGUGCUGCUGCCACCUCGGCCAUCGUUCUCCUCCAUCCUUAAAGAGAUGCCGUCACUACUGUGUGAGAACAGCUUUCCGGUGGUUGUUUUUCCUGUCUGUCCUUUGUAAUACCCCUUUUGGAGCUUGAAAAUAAACAACUGAAUUCA
Molecule: messenger RNA, 3457 nt
Organism: Cuculus canorus (common cuckoo)
Lineage: Eukaryota; Metazoa; Chordata; Aves; Cuculiformes; Cuculidae
Gene: FKBP5
Product: FKBP prolyl isomerase 5
Exons: 11
Coding region: 937-2316 (459 amino acids)
Molecular function (GO): protein binding; peptidyl-prolyl cis-trans isomerase activity
Source: RefSeq, a predicted model, not a curated record